Cyclopterus lumpus (lumpfish) is the source of this 1082-nucleotide messenger RNA. RefSeq names its product ATPase H+ transporting V1 subunit G1 (gene atp6v1g1). The record is from RefSeq and is a predicted model, not a curated record. Gene Ontology annotation, cellular component: vacuolar proton-transporting V-type ATPase complex. Gene Ontology annotation, molecular function: proton-transporting ATPase activity, rotational mechanism. Lineage: Eukaryota; Metazoa; Chordata; Actinopteri; Perciformes; Cyclopteridae. Bases 134 to 490 code for a protein of 118 amino acids. Gene Ontology annotation, biological process: proton transmembrane transport. The transcript is spliced from 3 exons.
GUGAUCAUCCCGCAGCGUGACGCGCAAUCAGCUGACUGCGCUCCACAGCAAAAGGAAGACAAACACCUCGGUCGACCUUCGUCUCUGCGUUAACUCCCCGGCUGUUUCACUCCGCCGCUUCUCCGCUUCCGACAUGGCGAGUCAGUCUCAGGGGAUCCAGCAGCUGCUGCAGGCCGAGAAGAGAGCGGCCGAGAAGGUGGCCGAGGCCCGCAAACGUAAGAACCGUCGUCUGAAGCAGGCGAAGGAAGAAGCUCAAGCCGAGAUUGAACAGUAUCGACUUCAGAGAGAGAAGGAGUUCAAGACCAAAGAAGCUGCUGCCCUCGGUUCUCACGGCAACAGCGCGGUGGAGGUGGACCGCGACACGGUGGUGCGGAUGAGCCACAUCCAGGCCAGUUACCGUGGCAACCGGGAGGCGGUGCUGGGCGAGCUGCUGCGCCGCGUCUGCGACAUCCAGCCGGAGUUUCACAUCAACUACCGUGUGGCGGGCUGAGGGGCGGGGCCGUGAGAGAAGGGGCGGGGCCUCAAUAGCAGCUGGGGCGGGGCAAACGGAGGAGACCGUGGACGUUAGAGACUUUAGCUUCAAUCACAGACAAACAUUUAUUUUUUUGUUACUCAAAACUAAUUAAUCUGAAAUUUCCACCAAAACGUGAAGUUUUUUAUUUUGACUGUUUUGCAAAGUUCGUCUCCUCCGGUUUUCCUGCUGCGAGCGAAGACGUUAAUAAAUGUUGUUACUGUGUUGAUGUUUACCAAAUAUUUAUAUUUAAAUAUAUUUCUUUGAAUCUAAAAAUAAAAUUCUUCCUUUACUGUUUCUCCGUGAGGUCUGAAAAGAAAAUGAGAUAAUAUUAAUAUAAAUUACGAUAAAUGAAUAUAAAUGAAAUCUGGCUGAUUGACAACGUGUCUCUGUUCUCAACCCUGAUUGGCUGGAGAAAGUGGAAGGCUUUUAUUGUGAAACUCAUGCAUUUCCACAGUUAUUUUGGUUGUUUACUGUGUGUGACCAUAUGACUUCUUGUCGUUCUGAAGUUUUCCUGUUGAUGUUUGUGAAGUGAUGAGAAAAUAUUAAACUGAAUGUUGAUUGGCUGAAA